GCCCGGAACUCGAGGGACGCGGCGACUGCGGGGCCCAGUCUGAGAAUCUUCCUGGAAAAAGAGACAUGAAUGAAUGUCUGCAAUGAUACUUCUUGACAAGCAGUUGAUACAGGAGAAGGAAAGAUUAACAGCAGUGAGCAGAAUUUCCAACAACCAGGAUUCUGUAUUUAUAACUUCUAAUUACAGCCUUCGGUUGCCGCUUAAAUCAGAGAUAACUACACAAGGCAAAAGGAUACUUUUCUUCUGUAUUUUUUGAAAUCAAAGAAAUUGCAAUGUCUAGGAAACAAAGCCAGAAGGAUUCAUCAGGAUUCAUUUUUGAUUUGCAGUCCAAUACUGUACUGGCUCAGGGAGGAGCUUUCGAGAACAUGAAAGAGAAGAUAAAUGCAGUGCGUGCAAUAGUUCCCAAUAAAAGCAACAAUGAAAUCAUCCUGGUUUUGCAGCACUUUGAUAAUUGUGUGGACAAAACAGUACAAGCAUUCAUGGAAGGAAGUGCCAGUGAAGUACUCAAAGAAUGGACAGUAACAGGCAAGAAAAAGAACAAAAAGAAGAAAAGCAAACCAAAACCUGCAGCAGAUGCAAGUAACAGUAUCCCAGAUUCCAGUAAAUCAGUUUCCAUUCAAGAGGAACAGUCUAUGCCUUCCUCAGAGAAAGGUGGUAUUAAUGGUUACCAUGUCAAUGGUGCCAUCAAUGAUACUGAGUCUGUGGACUCACUCAGUGAAGGUUUGGAGACACUUUCAAUAGAUGCCAGAGAACUGGAGGAUCCCGAGUCUGCCACACCAGAUAUGCUGGAUAGAACAGGAUCCAUGCAGGAGAAUGGUGUCUCUGAUUUUGGGUCCAAGUCUUUGACUAUGUACUCUAUUCAGAAUUCUCAACAAUCCAGGAAUGCUGCCAAAUCUCUCUCAAGACCUACCACAGCACCUCACUUUUCAAAUCUGGGGAUGGAAAAUGUUCCCUUCUCCUCCACCAAUAAAAAGUUAGGUUCCAAUAUUGAAAAAUCGGUAAAAGACCUCCAGCGUUGCACAGUGUCUCUUGCACGGUAUCGAGUUGUAGUUAAAGAAGAGAUGGAUGCUUCCAUUAAGAAAAUGAAACAAGCUUUUUCUGAAUUGCAGAGCUGUUUAAUGGAUCGGGAAGUGGCAUUGCUUGCUGAAAUGGACAAAGUGAAAGCUGAAGCAAUGGAAAUUUUGCUAAGCCGACAAAAGAAAGCUGAACUUCUAAAGAAGAUGACUGAUGUGGCUGUUCGAAUGUCAGAGGACCAAUUGGUUGAGCUCAGAGCUGAUAUCAAGCACUUUGUUAGUGAACGUAAAUAUGACGAGGAUCUGGGGCGAGUAGCCCGGUUCACUUGUGAUGUGGAAACCCUAAAAAAGAGCAUUGAUUCCUUUGGACAAGUGUCCCAUCCAAAGAAUAGCUACUCAACCAGAUCCCGAUGUAGCUCAGUUACAUCUGUGUCCUUGAGUAGCCCGAGUGAUGCCUCUGCUGCUUCCCCUUCCGCUUGUGCCUCUGCUCCCAGCCUUACAAGUGCUAACAAGAAAAACUCUACACCAGGAGAGACUCCUCCAGCCAUAGCAAACUCCAGUGGCCGGCCCUACCAGCCACAUCGGGAGGUAUUGCUGGGGAACAGACGAGGAGGACAAGGCUACAGGCCACAAGGCCAAAAGUCCAAUGACCCUACGAACCGAGGGCGACAUGACAAUGUGGGUCAUUACAGAAACAGCUCGUGGUAUUCAUCUGGUUCUAGGUAUCAGAGUGUUCCACCCCAGGCACCAGAAAAUACUAGUGAAUGGGGCCAGGCUCACUCUGUAGGGACCAGUGGAACUGGAGCCAGCAUGGAACCUAGUCCACCCAAGCCCUCAUUCAAAAAAGGUCUCCCCCAGCGCAAACCCAGGACCUCUCAGAUGGAAGCCGUGAACUCCUGAGGGAAAUUCCAGUGGGCCUCUCUCUUCUAUCCUACACAAUUUAACUUGAUAACUGGACUUAGGAAACUUAUAGCUAGAUUUAAUAACAGAAAGAAGUUUAUGCAUAUAACUUUUUGUGCCAUUCUAA
Otolemur garnettii (small-eared galago) is the source of this 2040-nucleotide messenger RNA. It is a transcript of the gene SPATS2, whose product is annotated as spermatogenesis associated serine rich 2. The transcript has 13 exons. Bases 273 to 1913 code for a protein of 546 amino acids. The record is from RefSeq and is a predicted model, not a curated record. Gene Ontology annotation, cellular component: cytoplasm. Gene Ontology annotation, molecular function: protein binding. NCBI's taxonomy places the organism in Eukaryota, Metazoa, Chordata, Mammalia, Primates, Galagidae.